Molecule: messenger RNA, 594 nt
Organism: Psilocybe cubensis
Lineage: Eukaryota; Fungi; Basidiomycota; Agaricomycetes; Agaricales; Agrocybaceae
Exons: 3
Coding region: 1-594 (197 amino acids)
Source: RefSeq, a predicted model, not a curated record
AUGCUUCCAGGGACGUUUUUUGAGACGAUACUCUCUGUGCCACAGUCAUCCAGCAAAGAAACCCUGGGUUCUAGUAACGAAUACCCGAUUCCGUUAUGCGGUAUUAAUGGCAUCAGCCUUACAGCAAAAGAUUUUCGCUCAUUCCUGGUUGUUAUCCAUUCUAACGGUAACACCCCUGCAAUGAUCGCUGAAGAUUGGAUAUCAGUGCUACGUCUUUCUGUAUUGUGGAGGUUCAAUAAAAUCCAUGAAACAGCCAUGAACAUUCUCUCUACCAGGAUACUUUUCAUGAAAUGGACAGAGAAGCUGAAGUUAGCUAACGAAUUUGGCGUGGCUGAGUGGCGUCGAGAUGCCUACAUUGAUCUUGUCCAAAAACGCCGCCUCACUUUGGACGAGUUAACAGAACUCGGCGAAUCCCAACUGAAUUGGGAAACCAUUGCCAAAAUCUUUUACAUUCGCGAAAUGCUGGAUUGCCCUCCUGGUUGCGCGAACGCACCUAUUAGGUCACAGAACGAAGCAGCAACGCCAUCAUUUCCCAAUGAAGCGAGACAAUUGGUCGACCAAUACCUCCUUAAGGUCGAUGUUAGGAAUAUUUAA